CUUCCGCAGAAGGUGUUUUGGGCGUGUUGGGUAUUCGUGUGAAAAUUUGGUACAUAAUUGGUGAAAAUAUACACUUUUUUUUUUUUUUAAAUUGAGUAAAUAGCAUGCUGUUCUUUCUACACAUUGGGAUUUUGUAAUACCUGACUGCACAAAAUAAGUUUAUCAUUGGAAACAUGAUAUCAGCAGUGGAGUUGGCUUUAUGAAAUAAAGUAUAUAUGUAGGCAGUGGACUCACCUAUGAAAAUGACCAGUAACACUCAAAAAAGGUCUGUCGUUACAAGAGGUUUCAAAAGGUCAGUGUUAGAAAAUCCAGCCACUGUAGCGUCUUUGGAUAGCUUGACAAGGUCUCAAUUUGAGAGUUUGAAAACUAAGAUGCCCUCUGUUCAGUCAAGUGCUUCUCCAAGCAGUGCAUCAACUAGGACUCCGAGAGAACGGAUUGCUGAAUGGAGAAAGCAGUUGGAGAAUACUCACUGGAUACAGUGUGACAAUGAAGAUUGCAUGAAAUGGAGGCGUGUCACAGAGGCUGAAGUGACCAGUGUCACAGAGGAAUCAAAAUGGUUCUGUUUUAUGAAUAAUGACGAGCAGUUCAGGUCUUGUGAUGUGCCUGAGGAAAACACUCGUUGGUAUGACAACACUGCAAAGAAACUGGGACUUGUCUACAUUAAAUCUAUUCUCAAGGAAGGAACACUGGUGUUGGCAAAAUUUCCAGGAUAUUGCAAGUGGCCUGCUCUCAUCACGCAAGAUCCCGACAAUAACUUGUUUGUGACAUUCACAUCACCCGGUGAACCGUACACGUACCAUGUGGAGUUCUUGGGCAAGUCUCACAGCCAUGGCUGGGUGAAGGCUUCAUCAGUGGAAAUAUUUGGAAAGGCCGUGCUGCAAAAAGAACGUGUUAAAACGGAGACCUGCACACAGUGGAAAAGAAGAUCGGGCCUCCAGAAAAAAGCACUGACACUGAAGCAGAAUGCAGGGAAACAGACUUACAGAAAGAGUGAAACGGUGCAGUACGCUAUGGAGGAAGCUAGACACCUACAACUGAUGUCUGUGUCCGAGAGACUGGUCAGAUGUGAAUACUUACCAAACCAGGGCUAUCAGUCAUACUGGGCUAAAAACCAUGCCCAAACCUCAACACAUGAUUCAGUAAAUGAAGAGUCAAGAUGCAAACAUGAUUUAAGCUUGUGUUCUGAAACUCUGAACAUCAAUAAACUGAAACCGAAUGUAGAAACCGAAAAAGGUUAUCAUGCUGAAAUAUUCCACCAUAUCAACAACCUGAAACCACAAGACCAAAGACAGCGGACUAACAGAAAAAGUUUGAAAAUAAAUACUUCAGCUGAACAAUAUGAGGCUGAGUCUCCUGUGAUACAAAGUCUUAAUUUUAGUGACGCAGAUGGAGUUAACGUGCAGUUGGAUUUCUCUUCAAACUCACUUGCCGACCACUCAAAGGAGGAGAAGUUUGUUCUGGAUGUCGAGAUGUACAAAAGAAAUGAAAGAGCUUUUGAUCAUGAUGUGUAUCGCUUCAUGAAAAGAAAUGAUGUGAAGAUCAGUCGACCACCGAUCUGGCACAAGACACCAGUGACACUGUUUCAGUUGUUCCUGGCUGUCCACGAACGAGGUGGUUAUAAAAAGGUAUGUUCAACUCGCUCUUGGACAUCCGUGUAUCGAGAAGUGUCUGAGGUAUGCACUGCCAGUACAAGUCAUUACAGUUAUGGCAGCAUAGCAAAAAGAUAUUACAAGAAAAAUUUAUAUCCUUAUGAACUUUAUAUCAAAGGAAAGGACUACAGCAAGUACAUAAAGCUUGCCAAACCUAAAAUAAGUAAGAAAAAAUCCAAGGCCAAAACACAUACUGCAAACAGUUUAAUCAGGCUGGCACCAACAAUGGAGCAGCUUCAAGCAGUAAAUAUUGGAGAAAAUUGCCUUUUCGACGAGUUAAAUGAUCUUGACUCUGAGAAGUCCCUUGACCUGAUGGAACUGUUGGGGAACCUGGAGCAGGAGGGCACCCUGUGUUGUCUGGAGGAAGAUGUGGCCAUCGGACAGAGCAAGCUGGGAAUCGAUAUCACAUUCUGCAACGAGUCUCCUCUCCCAAAACAGAUACCAAAUAUUGUAGAAGCAGACACGUUUUCAGAGUUUGGGACAUUUGUUCAACAAGGUCAACAUUCAGGUGAAGAAGCUCAAGUACCCGACACUUCCAUUUUUAGUCUCAACAGUAACGAUGAGGAUAAAUUUCUGUACGAAAUGCAAGCUUUGCAAAAAGAACUUUAUGAACAAAUAGACAACUUAUAGUUGGUGUUUUUACUAUGGUAGACACCAUCUGAAAGUUGGUACAUAUCUUAUGGACCAUUUACAAUUAUCAACAUUUUUAUGAGCUGAUAAAACUGUUACAGUCGGGAGGUAAAUAGCAGGUGCUAUAUGGAAGUGGUAAAUAGCAGCAUAUGCUUUAAAGCCAAUAACAAACAUGUAAAAAUAUUCCUUACAGAAACAACAUUUUUGACAUACGUUUUCAGUGGGGUAAAAAAAAAAAAAAAAAAAAUACAGUUAGUACACAAGAAUAGUGAAUAAAAUGUUGAUAACUGAACAGUUGACUGUUUAUUGCUAAAUUAUGCAAGAUGGAAUAACUGCAGAAAGAACUUUAUGAACAAACCGACAGCAUGUUGGACAUUUUUUUCUUCAUAAAUCACCAUUUAGAUACUGACAUACAUCUCUGGGUUUUGUUACUAAGUUAGUAAAUAAUAUUGAUUCAAGAUGGAGUCAAAGUGUGUUCAAAUAUGCAAGCUAUGCAGAAUGAACUUUAUGAACAAACCGACGUUUUACAAUUUGUAUUUUCACUUUAAUAUUGCUGUGUGAAUCUCAUUGAUAUAUCUUAGUGUAGUGGUAAUUACAUAAUAUGUUAUAUCAGGAAUGAUGUUCCAUGGUACCAGAUUCAUUCUAAUAAUGCAUUUUAAAUUCUGUUAAAGAUAGCUUUAUUUAUUAUUGGUUAACAUUUGUACAUUAUUUGAAAAAUUGAGUGACUAAUGUUUUUGGUUUUGUUUUAAUUUCUCUACUUCGACAAGGUUUACUACUUUUAUUAUACAAAAAAAACCUAAAAAAAAUAAAUGUGUUGUGAACAUGCAGUUGUUUUUCAUGGUUAUUAAAAACAUGUAUUCCUAGUCUAGUUUUCUGUAAUCCAGUUUGUAUAUUUGUGAGAUCAAGGCAAUACUUUGAUUCAACAUGGUCAUGGAAAGUCGUCAAUGAAUUUUAGAUGGGAAUUUUAGUAAAUGAAGCCUCGUAAUUGUUAUAAAUAAUCAUUAUUACAUUAAGAGUAUUAUAUACAGAACAUUUCUCACAAUUAUCUUAAUAAGCUAUAAAUAAAUAAAAUUAAUAGUGCUUCCUUAGAAAAAGCUAGUACAGUGAUCGUGUUGAUGACCUUUAGAUCUACCAAAUAUUACUUCUAAAAGCCAAAAAAUAAAUUACAAUAUUCUU
Messenger RNA from Gigantopelta aegis, 3455 nucleotides. RefSeq lists its product as uncharacterized. Lineage: Eukaryota; Metazoa; Mollusca; Gastropoda; Neomphalida; Peltospiridae. Gene Ontology annotation, cellular component: nucleus. The record is from RefSeq and is a predicted model, not a curated record. The coding region runs from base 237 to 2279 and encodes 680 amino acids. Gene Ontology annotation, molecular function: zinc ion binding; DNA binding. The transcript has 12 exons.